Molecule: messenger RNA, 506 nt
Organism: Babesia bovis T2Bo
Lineage: Eukaryota; Apicomplexa; Aconoidasida; Piroplasmida; Babesiidae
Exons: 2
Coding region: 2-487 (161 amino acids)
Source: RefSeq, a predicted model, not a curated record
AAUGCGUGCCUUCGGUACGUUAGUGACGUUAUUAACAGCCGUAAGCACCUACGGAUGUUACGCUCUUGUCUCGGACGAACAGUGCUUCAGCAUAGGUGCUAAAAGUGUUGUUGAAGCGUUAAAAUCGUCUAGCGAUCGAAACUUCUACCUCGAAAUUGAUAAAAUAAAGGAUAGUCCAUUUUUGACAGUAUUAAGAUAUUGUCUCGGACCAGAUGCCUCAAGUUCAAGUCAAGACUUCCUUGCUUGUAUGCUCGCUCGCAACACCUGCCCUAGAGGGGGCAUGGAAAUUGUUAAUUGGGAGCCAUGUGUAUGUGACGCUGCUCUAUGUAUUUUAAGGAACUGCCUCAACAAGUGGGUAGCCAAUAUGUCCAUAUCUGACUUUAAGUGCAUGAAACCAUGCCUUAAAGAAAAUUCAAAUUGCAUUGUCUCACAAACCGGAGCACUUGGAGAACAAUCAAAGUUGUUCAAACAGAUACCGUCACACUGACUAUUCAAUAUUUAAAGCA